AUGUUGUUUGAACCCGGUUCAGUGCCUGCAGGCCCGCCCAUCGAGACAAAGAAGGCCCUGAUCUUGGUCGACUUCCAAAACGACUUCAUCAUGCCAAAUGGCAAUCUUCCUGUCAGCAAUGUUCAGCCUUUCUUGUCCAACUUGUUGUCGCUCGUGGAUGAGUUCCGUUCUAAAGGCGAAGUGAUAUGGGUCGGAACGGGAUACGGACAACCUCGUUCUUCUAUCUCUCUUAUAACGGGUUCUCACUCGAUCGUUCUCAAGCACCAUCUUCAGCGCCAUCAGGCAAACGAAGAUGACAGUGAGUACUACAAUGACCCGAGCAACAUUCGCUCACCUCACGAAGAUCCCCUUUCUCCCUCGCCGAAGCCAGAUGCUGUCCACGAUCGGGAGGCAUUUCUCGCUCCGCUCAUGACAACAACCAAACACAGAUGCUGCAUGCCUGGAACCUGGGGGGCGGAGUAUCCUGAGAUGAUCAAGGCCGCCAUCGAUCCGGAGCGAGACGUGGUCAUGGAGAAGUCACACUACUCCGCAUUUCAGGACACACCCCUACUCAUGCACCUGCGCACACGCCUGGUCACUGAAAUCUAUGUCUGCGGCACGCUCUCGAAUAUCGGAGUUUACGCUUCUGUGCUUGAUGCUGUCUGCCAUGGUGUACAAGUCACGCUAGUCGAGGACUGUCUCGGCUAUCUAAACGAGGCGUGCCAUGUAGAGGCCAUACGUCAGAUGGCAGAUAGUAUGGGCGCGAAAGGUGUCGAUUGCCAGGAACUCCGCGAUGAUCUUGCCGGUCUACUUGGCGAGGUCAUCCGAGAAGAAGACUAUACGACACGACUGCAAGUCAGCCUCCCUCCACCAGGCCGAAGAACAAGAGUGCAUAAGUCAAGACAACAGAUCGAUGACUGGAUAUCGGAAUUAGAACGUAAGCAGAGUCCUGGCGCAGCGAGUGACCCCAAAAGAACCGAAUCGAACCGGAACGAAGAAUUGGAGGUUCUCCGCCGGGACUCCUGUAGCCCAAGUGAGUCAACCCGCAAACCGGUGAAGGAGAAAGCAAUCGAGCACAAACCACCCCAGAAAAGGUCGACCAGCGAUCUAGAUCCACUCGAUGAGGAUCGCGUGCUCAAACUGUCACAAAAACCAUCCUCUCGUCGCACCUCGACACAUGCUGAACAGAUAAAGGCCAAACAGAAACAACAAGUAACGCGAAAACGGCGUUCUUCGCGAGAGUCACCUGUCAGGUCCAUUCGGCCAUCACAAUCACCGAUCCAUCGGACUCGGUCAGCCGAAGAGUCAUCUUCUCAUAAAAGCAGCUCACCCGAGAGCGGACGGACGCGUGUUCGAAACCUGUUAUCGGCUGCAUCACCUGAAAGCCACCAUCAAACCGCACCAAAGAAGAAGAAAAAGACUCUGCCUGACAUUGUCGGACUCGGGGACAAGAUUGGCGAGGGUGAUUCGAGACUUCACGUCGACCUACUUGAUCAAAGUGAAGCCGCACAAGCUUUCUACUCAUGCAGGAAAGAUGUUAAAUGGCAGAAAAUGUUUCAUCGAUCUGGCGAAGUGCCUCGUCUUGUCGCUGUCCAGGGGAUCAUGCCUGGAAAUGGAUCUGAGGUGCCAAUAUACCGACAUCCAGCCGAUGAGUCGCCUGAGCUUCUACCAUUCGGUACAGUCGUGAACAUGCUACGGAAGGCCGCCGAAAGGAUUGUUGGCCACCCACUAAACCAUGCUUUAAUUCAAUGGUACCGAAACGGCGAAGACAACAUCUCCGAACACUCAGACAAAACACUUGACAUCGUACGUGGAUCCAGUAUUGUCAAUAUGAGUCUGGGUGCUCAGAGAACUAUGAUCUUGAGGGCGAAGAAGUCCGCCCUUCCAGGCCCUGCCGAAAGUGAAGAAGCUGACACUGCGAGACCUUCCCAACGUGUGCCUCUGCCUCACAAUUCUCUGUUCAUCCUCGGCCAAAGCACAAAUCAGUACUGGCUCCACUCGAUUCGAGCCGACAAGCGACCUGCUAUUGAGAAGUCACCUGCAGAGCUUGCAUUUGACGGAGAGAGGAUCAGCUUGACUUUCAGAAACAUUGGGACAUUUAUCAAUAUUGCCGAUAAUACGAUCUGGGGUCAAGGCGCGACAAGCAAGACCCGACCUGGAGCAGCACCUUUAGCAACUGGAUCGGAGGCCGAACGAGAGGGCGAAGACAUGAUUCGGGCAUUCGGGCAGGAAAAUCAUCGCAGCGUGGACUGGGACUGGGAUGCAUGGUACGGAAGAGGCUUCGACGUGGUGAACUUCGAGACCAAGCAGGCGGAUGAGCAGCCCCCAGCCGAGGAAAAGCACGUCGGCGGCACAAAAGGUGAGAAGAGGAGAAUUGACCAGGGUGAUGUCAGUUCGACCCGAGCAGGCUCGGCGCCGUUCUGA
Molecule: messenger RNA, 2403 nt
Organism: Cladophialophora yegresii CBS 114405
Lineage: Eukaryota; Fungi; Ascomycota; Eurotiomycetes; Chaetothyriales; Herpotrichiellaceae
Exons: 1
Coding region: 1-2403 (800 amino acids)
Biological process (GO): DNA alkylation repair; DNA repair
Cellular component (GO): nucleus
Molecular function (GO): dioxygenase activity
Source: RefSeq, a predicted model, not a curated record